Molecule: messenger RNA, 3137 nt
Organism: Didymodactylos carnosus
Lineage: Eukaryota; Metazoa; Rotifera; Eurotatoria; Philodinida; Philodinidae
Source: the annotation of a GenBank genome assembly
GUUCAGUUUCAACUUAUUUUGGCGGAGUUAGGUAGAAAACAGUAUUUUUCCUAAAACACGCAAAUUGAUUAUGAUCGAAUUUUGAGGGACGUUUCUUCAAAAUAAAGUUUUGGAAAACACGGCUUAUUCCGAUUUUUGACGUUUUAAUGACGCUUUAAAGCGUCACCGGUCCCGAAAGGGUUAAUUGUAGCUGGUGAUCCUCUUCAACUAUCGCCUGUUCGACAAUGUACUUAUCCACAUUCUUUCGAUGCACUCGCUUUCACUCAAAUAAAAAGUGUCUCGAAAGUACUGACUUGGCCGGAAAUGUCAGUUUUCAAAAUCGAUUUUCUCUUAUGGCAUAACACAAAUUUUGAGGCAUAAGUAGUUCCAACCUUGAUCCAUGAAUAGAUGAAAAACUUUCGGUGGGCAACGUUAAGCUGGCUGGAAGUCUCGAGUGCCCCCGAGCGUAGGUAUCAUGUAGAAAUUAUUAAAUUUUUAGAACAGUAUUUUGCAUUUUUGUUUUGAAGAAAGUAUUUUAAAGCGAAACCAAGCCCAUAUUCGUGAUUAGCGUCAGAAACUGAAUCGAAUAAUGUAUCAUUCAGUCCUUUUUCGACAUAUUGUUUCAGCAGAAAAUUUCUACAAAUUUUAAUCAUUGAUGGAACUUCUGGAUUUCUAUAUUGGACGUAAAAUUGAGUCGCAUCGGGAAAGUCGUUCCAGGGUUAUGGAGAAAACAAUUUUCAAAAUAUCAGUCUAAAGCGAGAAAAUAAUGUCAUUUUCAAAACUUUCGUUGUCUUUGUCUGUACAAAAAGGGUUUAGGGGAAAAAUUUUUGUUGUCAACUUCUUACAUUUGGAGCGGCCUAUCCACUGCCAUGGGUUUCUUGUAACCAGCUAUAACAAAGUUUGCAGUAGCAACACGUUUUGAGUCACUCUACACAUUUUUCAAAAAAAUGUCACUAUAUUUCUCAGUAUAUUGUAAAUUUUUCCGAAACCGAACAAGACUGACGGUUCAAAUUUUAACCAUUGAUAGAACUUCUGGAUUUCUAUAUUCAGUGUAAAGUUCAGCCUCAUCGGAAAAGUCGUUCCAGGGUUAUGGAGACAACAAUUUUCAAAACUUCACUCUACAAAGUGAGUCAUAAUCGCUAAAUUUCCAAAAAUUUAGUCUCCUUCCUCGAAACGAGAGAAGUUUUACAAGAUCUUUUUUUGUGAGCUGGUUACUUGAACAGUUGUCUUCCUUUUCGUAUUGUUUUUUUUGUCCUCAGUUUCAACAGUCUGCAAUAGGAAGCAUUUUGUGUCAGUCUACACAAAAAUGGAAAAGUGUAUGUCAAAGUUGGCGGAGUGAUGUAUGUUGGGCGGGUGGCCUCUGAAAAUAAGGAAAAGAAAUUAAUUGAAGAUAUCGAUCGCAUGUCGAUCGGUCUACAAAUUGGUGUGUUAAUUAUCCUUCUUCUCUUCUCCAUCUCGUCCGAAAAGUUCUUUUUUGAACGUAUCUGACCAAAAAACGUUAUUUUUUCGAAGUGUUUUUCGUAGUACUCGGUAACGACAUGAGCUAGACAGGUGAAUUUCUGCAUGGUAGUGAGAGAUACUUAGUAGAAUAAAAAUUGGAAAAAGCUUUUGUAUUGAUUGAUCGGAAGAAACCUUGCGGACAAAAUAGUGCUAAAAUGUCAAUCGUACAAUAAAGUUGCAAUUUACUCAUAUAUUUGAAAUCAGCGUACGAAACUAUAUCGAAUGAUACGGCAUAACUUCUCGUUUAGAUUCUUCUCGACAUUAUCAAUCCAAUACAAUCGAAUUCUCAUUUAAUUAUUGAUAUUGCUCUGAACAACAAUGAGAGGAACCGGUUCACAUUUUAGAAAGGUAAGAAUAUUUUAGUGUAUUAUGUGAACAUGUCAAACUGAAUCUAAUUUUGAAUCGAUUGCCUCUUGGAUAUGAUGAAAAAAGGAAGUUAUGCUAAAAGAUCAAUGAAUUUGGCUACGAAGUCGCUUUUAUUUAGAAGCGCGAAAGUCUUCUUCGUAUAAUUUGCAUCUAGAAAUCGAAAACAAGGAUUUCUUUUCACGAGUAAUGAUCAUGUUGAUUUUUUUAUAAAAAAAUUCGAUUAACGACCUUUUUAUAUUUAUACAGCUAUCUUAAAUCUUGCAUUAAUGCUUCUGAAAUAAUUGUCUCAUUUUUAAUUACAAUUCCAGAAUGAUAAAUCAAAAUUUAUCGCCCCAACAUACGAUCCAGAAAUGCCUGUAAGAGUACGACAGUUAUUGGAGAAGGUGGGCGAUGAACCCAUUAUUAAAAUUCAACUCGGUCGUACACCCGUUCAAGAUCUUCCUAUUAAAAUACUUGACUUUUUGAGCGAUUCGAAAUUUUCCGAUAAACAACUUGAACUUGGUUAUGAUGAAAUCUAUCACAAUUAUUUACUCAUUACUAUCCAGAAUAGCAAUGGACCCAAUGUACUACAACAUAUACUCGGAACUGUAGCACACAGUACAACUGCUAGCACUAUUCUCAAACUUGAGAAAGCACACCGCAUUGCUCUCACCUAUCCGACGAUACCCGAUGAAUUGCUCUCUGUGUACGAUAUUCCACUUACGCCAAAUAAACCAUUGACACUCAAUCGAUUAAUUUCUACAGCGUCGAACGUUGACAAAAAUUUUUACAAUUAUAAUGCUGCCGAAAAUAAUAUGUGCCAAACAUUUGUCGAAAACAUUGUUGAUAUCAAUGAUCUGACGCGUAAUAUUACUGACCAAGCAACACUGAAUGCUCUCAAACCACAGGAUGCCAAAGCAUUGAUUGCUACGCUCGGCAGUCGAUCUAACAUUGUCAAAGCUGCGACUGAUUUGGGCGCCAAAUUCGACAAACUAGUAUUCGAUCGGAAAAUCAAAUGGAAAAAUUCGUCACCAAAAGAGUUGGAUUUAUUGCGCAAUGGCGAUAUUGCAGAUUCGGAAAGCACUGGUACCGUAUACGAAGCGAUUCUUCAGCUCGAACGAAAUGAUAAGCCCAUAGUUGAUCACUUCGCACGUCCCCGUCGGCUGCUUGUUGAUUUUUGUGAACCAAAGUUUCAUCGUCGUGAUCGAUCAUCAUCGCCGAUGUUUUUGAACCGUCCCGAUGUUUAUUUACAAUAUAUGUAUUCACAAGAUCGCUCAGCUUCUCAUUCUUUUGCUGAUUACACUCGUACAUAG